Molecule: messenger RNA, 421 nt
Organism: Saprolegnia diclina VS20
Lineage: Eukaryota; Oomycota; Saprolegniomycetes; Saprolegniales; Saprolegniaceae
Exons: 3
Coding region: 25-399 (124 amino acids)
Source: RefSeq, a predicted model, not a curated record
UUCCGAAAAACGCCCAAGUCCAAAAUGCUCAACGUGUCGCUGCCGCAAGCCAUCUUCCUCCCGCCGCUGCUCAUCAUCCUCGCGUCCAUCUCGCUCGUGACCUUCCAGAACCUCUACUCGACGCUCACGGCCUAUGCCACCAAGUACUCGUCCAACGACAUCAUCAAGACCCUCAAGCCUGGGCUCGUCCAGGUCAAGAACUUUCUCGAGCACGUCCUCGGGAAGGCGUCGGCCUUCAAGUUCAACCUCCAGCACGUGCUGCUCAUGGUCAUUGUGUUUGUGCUGAUCGCCAUCUUCAACGAGCUUUCGCAAGCCAACGCGCUCAAGGAGAAGGAGCUCAAGCUUCUGCGCGCGGCCAACAAGAAGGCUGCGGACGACGAGGCCAAGAAAACCAAGUAAUUCACAUCGGCUUUCUUCACGG